Adineta steineri is the source of this 1899-nucleotide messenger RNA. The record is from the annotation of a GenBank genome assembly. Lineage: Eukaryota; Metazoa; Rotifera; Eurotatoria; Adinetida; Adinetidae.
AAAAAAAAAAGAGAUUUCGUGUUUUCCUCUAAAUGAGAAUAAAUAUAUUUACGAGAAAAUAAUUUUUUAUAAUCAUUAUUAUGUUAUUUUUCUUUUAUAUUAAAUUACUUUAUUGAUAAUAAGCGCAAUGAGUGAAGAACAAAGUGAGUUAUUUAAAUAAACGAUAAAAUAUGUAGUAAUUUUGAUAAAUAGAAAGAAACAACAUGUAUACAGUUUUAUUAAAAGACAAAGUUUUUAAUAGCUUGUAAGUUAUAUUCUAAUGGGAAAGUUAUUUGUUUUGUUUAUUAAACUCGAGUUUAAAUGAAUAGAUCAUCUGUAACUUGAGAAUUAUUCUUAUAAGAUUUUAUCAAUUUUAAAUAUUUAUAUGUAGUGAGCGACGGAAUGGAAACUUAUUCAACAGAUGCAUUUGAUAAUAAAGAAAAUGCUGUCAUUCAGUCACUUGAUGAUAAUCCAGAUCGAAAUUUACCAUUAAAUGAAUAUAGAUCACCAUCAGUAAUGUCAAGACAAGAAAAACAACCAGUAUCCAUGUAUACACUUGGAAAUGGGUAUCAACAAAUUCCAUCGAAAACUUUACCACAAAAAUCUGAACCUAAAGUUUAUUAUAUUGGUUCAAAACAAACUGAAAACACACCAUCUCCUAUCAAACAAGGAAAACAAUCAGAUGUUCCAAUCGUUUUCCUGGAACCUCAGAUUAUUUCUCAACCAAUAUUAUAUAGUAUUAUUGGUGAAAAAUCUACUCCAAUAAUUGAUAAACCAAUUCCUGUAAGUGAAGAACAACCUUCACCUAUAAUCUAUUCAAUAAAUGAUCGUCCUCGCACUGUCGAUCUAAAUACCAAUAGUGUAGAAGAUCCAGUUCUUUAUAAAGAUAAAUCUCCUACACUUUAUUCUUGGGUUGGUAAUUCAUAUGUUCAAGAUAAAGUUAUUCCAGAACCACCUAAAACACUCGUACCACCAUCUCCAAGUGUUUACACACUCAUUGGAAGUCCAGCACGUACAUCACGUGGUACACAAUUAGGUCGAAGUAGUCCUAUUGAACCAGUACCAAUUCUAUAUACAAUUGUUGAUGAUACAUCAACUUCAACUUCAACAUAUAAAACAAAAGAAAAGCACUCACAUCCACCACCACCAGCAAAUGAACCUGCCGUAUAUACAGUAGAGAAGGAAUCUAAUGUAUAUAAAACUCCAAUACUUUAUGCAUUAGUUGGUAAACAAAUUUCACCUCCAUUAGAAGAUAAUCGAUUAAAACUACCUGCAAGAAAACCAACACCAUCACCACCAGUUACAGUUUCUACUAAUAAACGUAUAAGUCGUAGUCCCGAACGAAGGUCAAAUAUAAUAACGGAGGAAAUUAUAGCAUAUCCAGUAACAAAAACUGUAUAUCUACAACAACCAAAAGAGUCAACAAAUCCAAAAUCAGAAUUAAUAGUUACUCCUUACAAUGAAGAAGAACGUCGUAUGCGUCCUCAGAUAAUUCAUCAAACACCUACUUAUACAAAUCAAGAUCAAUCAUAUCGUAAACUGAAUACUAUACCAAAAUAUCCAUCAGUUCAAUUACCUGAUUAUCAAUCACCAUAUGCAAAUCGAACACACAAACCAUAUCGUGAACAAAACUACAAUAAUAAUAAUAAUACCUUACCUGCUAUUUCACAUAAUCAUGCCCAAAAAAAAGAAAGACCACCACUUUAUGAACCACGUUAUCGUGUUGAACGACAUCAUCCAUAUGUUCCAUUAAAACCAAUCACUUUAGCAAGAUACCCAGUUAAUACAAGAUCACGUGCAAAUCUAUGGGAUAAUGCUUAUCAAACAGAUGAUGAUGAAGAAUAUGAGCAAAAACUUAAUAAGAAAAAUCGUGGUUAUAAAACCAAUCGACCUCGUUUACCAUGGAUACCUGUUUGGUAA